UUGCAACAUUUCUGUGGGAAAGAAAAAGGUUCUUUUCCCUUUCAGAAGCCGAAAAAACGCAGGAUAGUAGUUUCUAGUUAAUGUAAAAAAACUGUUCUUCGUUUAUUAAGUGCACCGGGUGAACUCGGAAGUUGUAGAUGGUAAAAUUUGUGUUUUGUUUUCAGUGCAUAGUAGUUAGACAAAGCCAGUACUAAGUAGCACAGAACUGAAUCGCUUUCGACUUGGGCUGAAAAAGUUAUGGCUGAUCAGACCGAGCUACGUAUGAACUUAGUGGCAAUUCAGCGCUCAGAUCCAUAUGCAAAGGACAUAGUUAAUUCAUCCGCUCACGUUGCAUUCUAUACCUUUAACACCACAAAAAACGAGUGGGAGAAAACCGAUAUUGAAGGAGCCUUGUUUAUCUACAGCCGGAACGCAGAACCGUAUCACAGCAUUUUUAUCAACAAUCGGCUUAACACUAACUCGCUGGUCGAGCCGAUCAACGGCCAAAUUGAUUUGGAGUGCCAAACGCCAUUCCUCUUGUACCGCAACGAGCGUUCCCGUAUUCGAGGAUUCUGGUUUUACAACGACUCGGAGUGUGACCGCAUUCGGGACGUCAUUUCUAAACUGAUUGCAGAGUGUAACAGUGAAAAUAAAAAAGUCACCGACAUGGGCAAAAGUCAUGCAAACGGAAACGUCGGCGGCAAUCAAGUGGACAUCUUCACAAUGUUGACGAAGGCACAGGAGGAUUUCAACAACAGCACCGCAGUGAAACAGCCAGUCCUUUCACAACCGGAUCAAUUGCCACUUAGAAAUCCUACUGCUGGCCCUAGCAAAGUGCCAGAUCAGAGUACACCACAAAGUGUGGUAAAUUUUUUCAAUGCCGCUAAGCAACCGGCCGCAUCGGAAGUCCCUCUUGUUCAAACGUUGAUGUCUAAUCCGGUACCUACGUUGGAGCAAAUUGAGAAACUGCAUCGUGCUACGACACCAUCGAAGGAGGCAACUGGAAAAUUAACCCCCGAGGUUAGCGAACUUGAAAAUAAUUUCAAAUUAAUGGGCAUUCCUGUGGGCUCAGGUCCACAGCCGGCACAGGAGCUUGGAACUUCACCUUUGGCGAAGUUCCUCAGUGUCACUAAUUUGGGUGCAGUUCGAAACAAUAACCAACCAAUUCCGAAAACGAAACCUAUUGAGAUCAGUGUACUCGAAUCACGACAUCAGCAACAACAUCAACAGCAGCAACAGCCGUUGCAUGAGCUUUUGAAAAAAUCUGAAAGCUCUUCCUUGCUAAAUAUUACUUCAAACACUGGCAGUGCUGGAAAGCCGGCUCUUAUGCCUCCGACCAUGUUUGCCACAAGCUCCACAGCAGCCAAGGGUCUCUCCGAUUUCUUUGCAAACGCAGCAAACAAAAAACACCAUGAACAACAGCAUAUUAACGGAAAUAGCACUUCGAUAGCAGAUCUUCUCACUAAGGCCAACGCCGGUGGUGGCAACAGCAACAGUCACCAUCCUCCUCCACCGGGUUUUUUCCCAAUGGUUGGAACCCCCGUAGAGCCUCUGACUCAAGCGCAGCUAAUUCAGGCCAUCAGUUAUCUCAUCAAACAUGACCCUGACUUUGUGCGGAAGCUGCACGAGGCCUACUUGAAAUCUUUCCAGGAGAUGAUGGCACUAUAACUUGAAUCCGUACGAAGUGCGAUAAAGGAACCCAGUGCGUGAAAUGCGAGGGAAAAAGACUUAACGCGUUUGAUAACUUGAUAGGCAUCGAGAGAAGAAAGAAUAAUGGCGAUACAUGUUUCUUGCUUUUCAAUUUUAAUUCUACCUACAUUUUAAUGCAUUGUCGUUCUGUUAUAACUCAUUCGUAUAAUCGUUUUUUCAUUUUACAAAGAAAAUAUAUGUUGC
Molecule: messenger RNA, 1872 nt
Organism: Sabethes cyaneus
Lineage: Eukaryota; Metazoa; Arthropoda; Insecta; Diptera; Culicidae
Gene: DCP1
Product: mRNA-decapping enzyme 1A
Exons: 2
Coding region: 238-1647 (469 amino acids)
Biological process (GO): positive regulation of catalytic activity; deadenylation-dependent decapping of nuclear-transcribed mRNA; deadenylation-independent decapping of nuclear-transcribed mRNA
Cellular component (GO): P-body
Molecular function (GO): enzyme activator activity; mRNA binding
Source: RefSeq, a predicted model, not a curated record